This is a messenger RNA of Ostreococcus lucimarinus CCE9901, 1071 nucleotides long. Its product is annotated as DMT family transporter: UDP-galactose/UDP-glucose. Gene Ontology annotation, molecular function: 3'-phosphoadenosine 5'-phosphosulfate transmembrane transporter activity. NCBI's taxonomy places the organism in Eukaryota, Viridiplantae, Chlorophyta, Mamiellophyceae, Mamiellales, Bathycoccaceae. Gene Ontology annotation, cellular component: Golgi membrane; endoplasmic reticulum membrane. The record is from RefSeq and is a predicted model, not a curated record. The coding region runs from base 1 to 1071 and encodes 356 amino acids. Gene Ontology annotation, biological process: transmembrane transport. The transcript has a single exon.
AUGACUUCGCGAGGCGAAAACGGCGUUUUGGGCGUUUUGUGCACGCCCAAAGCGCUGAAAAUCAUCGGGUGCGUCGUCGGUGUCGUCGGAUCGCUCGUUGUGUACGGGAUUCUCCAAGAACGCAUCAUGACGAGACCGUAUGGCGACGACGGGGAGGAAGAAUUCUUCAAGUUUAGCGUCUUCUUGGUGUUGAACAAUAGAUUGUUAGCUGUGUGCGCGGCCGCGUGCAUAUUGGUCGCGAUCAAGGGUGCGGUGAGACCGGUGGCUCCGAUUUACUCGUAUGCCACGGUGAGCGCGUCGAACGUGGUGGCGACGACGUGUCAGUACGAGGCGUUAAAGUACGUCUCGUUUCCAGUGCAGACGCUUGGGAAGUGCGCGAAGAUGAUACCGGUGAUGAUUUGGGGGUUCGCCAUCAACCAAAGGCGAUACGACGCGGCAGACAUGCUUGUCGCCGCGUUCAUCACCGCCGGUUGUACGAUUUUCGCGCUUUACGGCGACGUCACGAACAAACACGUGUCAUCUGGUGGCGAUACGUCUUGGUACGGCGGCGUGUUGAUGUUGGGAUAUCUCGGAUUCGAUGGAUUCACGUCGACUUUUCAAGACAAGCUCUUCAAGGGAUACCAUAUGGAAACAUACAAUCAAAUGGUUUGGGUCAACUUGUGCAGCGCGGCGAUUUCGUUGUUCUGGCUCCUGAGUGAUAGUUCUCUCACCGAGGCGUUCAACUUCAUCGGACGACAUCCCGGGGUCAUGGGCGACGUCAUCAUCCUCUCCACCGCGGCCAUGCUCGGGCAGCUUUGCAUUUUGUACACCAUUCGAGAGUUUGGUGCGCUUCUUUUCGCCACCAUCAUGACGACGCGUCAGUUCAUUAGUAUUCUGUUGAGCUGCAUCAUCUUCAUGCAUCCACUCACGCUGCCUCAGUGGGGCGGAACUUGCAUGGUUUUCGGGGCACUUUAUUACAACGCGUUCUUGAAGGCGGCGCGGAAGGGGAGUAAGAAGGAAAUCACCAUAGUUAGCGAUGACGCCAAGAGCGGCGAAAAGGAAAAUUUGAUCAGCAAGGACGGGAUCGCUUGA